Beta vulgaris subsp. vulgaris (sugar beet) is the source of this 1765-nucleotide messenger RNA. Its product is annotated as polynucleotide 3'-phosphatase ZDP. Gene Ontology annotation, molecular function: ATP-dependent polydeoxyribonucleotide 5'-hydroxyl-kinase activity; polynucleotide 3'-phosphatase activity; zinc ion binding. The coding region runs from base 291 to 1469 and encodes 392 amino acids. Lineage: Eukaryota; Viridiplantae; Streptophyta; Magnoliopsida; Caryophyllales; Amaranthaceae. The transcript has 12 exons. The record is from RefSeq and is a predicted model, not a curated record. Gene Ontology annotation, biological process: DNA repair.
ACUACAAUAACAUUCUCUCUUAAUCUUGUUUAAAAUCUCUCUAAAUCACACCAUACACAAAAUUAUAACUACCAUAAAAAUAGCCAUUUCGUAGAUGAAAAAACUGGAUAUCAAUUAUGAACACCCCAUUUAAGUUGGCGCACCAUCACUAAGCUUUGGCGGGAGACAAUCACAAAACCCAAGGACUAGUAUCCUGCAUCCCCAGAGUGCUCUCUCUCUUUCUCGCUUUUUUCAUUUUUCAUCCAUGGCAGAUUGGCAGAGCAAAAUCCAAAGUUGUGACUAAAAACCGAAUGCUCAUUAGUAUCACCACCAAACCAUUUCUCUCUCCUCGUCGUCUACUUCUCGCUCCUCUUAUUCUCUCUUUCCGUCCAUCUUUCAUUCCCCUUAAAAACCCUAUUCUUAAACCCUUAUUCUCCAAGCUCAAUUUCCAAGCUCCAAUGGCGUCGUCUUUCCUUGCUGAGUACGCGAAAUCAAGUCGCUCAGCUUGCAAAACUUGCUCAAAGACCAUUGCUGCAAAUUCAUUGAGGUUUGGUGUUGUAACUAAAGACAAACAAAGAGGGUUUGCCAUGACUAAAUGGCACCAUUUUCAAUGCUUCUCCUUUGAUUCUCAUUCCGUUUCGUCCGUCGAGGCGAUCGGAGGAUUCGAUUCAUUGAAGAGUGAUGAUCAAGAAGCUGUGAAGAAAUCGUUGGAGGAGCACGGCAAGUUUAUGCAGGUGAAAGAGGCAGGUAAAGAUCAAACUAUCGGAGAUAAACAAGAAGAGACCAAGAGAAAGAGUAGAGCUAGAGAUGAUCUUGGAGAAAAGCAAGAAAGUCCAAAGAAGUUACAGCUUUCUGUGAGUGAGGAUGCCAAGAUUGAGAUUGCACUUGCAGCAUCUGAUAUAAAGGAUAUUUACAAGGAAGCAACUCUACUGCCAAAAUGGAAAGCAUUCCAUACUAUCAUCUUUCUUGAGAAGGAUGAUGGACUACAGGAUUCAAGUAAGAUUGCAGCAUUUGAUUUUGAUGGAUGCCUUGCAAACACUUCUGUGAAGAGGACUGGUGCAGAUGCCUGGUCGCUUAUGUUUCCAUCAAUACCUGACAAAUUGCAGAACCUGUACAAUGAUGGCUACAAGCUGGUCAUAUUUACUAAUGAAUCUAACAUAGACCGCUGGAAGAAUGCGAGACAGAAAGCUGUGGAUUCAAAAAUUGGACGCCUUAACAAUUUUAUCAAGCGCGUGAAAGUCCCGAUUCAGGUAUUCAUAGCAUGUGGGUUUGAUAAAUCUGGAUCUGAAGACCCAUACCGUAAACCCAAAACUGGAAUGUGGCAUGUUAUGGAGAAGCACUUUAAUUCUGGGAUUUCAGUCGAUAUGGAUCAGUCCUUUUACGUUGGUGAUGCAGCUGGAAGAGAAAACGAUCACAGUGCUGCAGAUAUCAAAUUUGCUCAGGACAUUGGGUUGAAGUUCUAUCUUCCCGAGGAGUUCUUCACAGAAUAGGCGUGCACUGAUCUUAGCAUGUAUAUGGAUCGGCAUUCCUGGGCUGCUGGAAGUGGCUGACUGUACAUUACAAUUUUGCGAUGGUGAUCUCCAAUUUCUACUUAUGCAUUAGAAACAUAGACCAUCUAUGUCAAGCUAGUAUUCCCGAUCCUAUGUAUGCUCUUAAGAUUGUCCUACACAGUCAAAGAUAAAAUUUGAUUUUGCAGCCGAGUGCCCGAGUCAGAAUCGCAGCUACACUUUGGUAGAAGUAAUAUUUGUACCUUUACUAUUACAAUAGUUGUUUCUACAAAUUCUAA